ACCAGUUCUCUUACUCCAAUCCUGCCUUCCUUCCUUGUUGAGCUCGUCCCCCAUCACCUGCCCACCAUCAGUCCAAUCCACCUCGAAAAAGCAUGGCUGUGAGCCUCUUCUGGAUGGGGCUUGCCCUGCUUGGAAUACUGCAGGUCCAGGCCCAGCCCAGGCCCCAGAUUCCUGCCCCAGACCUGUCCAGAGUCCCUCUGCAGGCUGACUUCCUACCAAAGGAGUUUGAAGGGACAUGGUACGUUGUUGGCCUGGCAGGGAAUGCCUUCACCAGGGCAGAACAGGAACAAUAUAAGAUGUAUACCACAACCUACAGACUACAAGAAGACAAUAGCUAUAGGGUCACCUCCACCUUGCUCAGGGGUAAUCGAUGUGACAAAUUUGUGAGGAGUUUUGUUCCGAAGGGUCAGCCGGGUCAGUUCACCUUGGCCAACAUUGAAGGCUAUGGAUUGCAGGAUUAUACAGUGAAAGUGAUGAGAACCAACUAUAAUGAGUUCGCUAUGGUAUACUUUAAGAAGAGUGUGGAUAACACUGACUAUUUCAAGAUGACUUUGUACGGGAGAAGUGAGGAGCUGAGACCCGACCUGAAAGAAGACUUCAAAAACCUAGUCAAGUCUUUGGGACUCACUGAUAACAACAUUCUCUUCCCAGCAAAAGUUGAAAAAUGCAUUCAUGUGAAGGCGUAAACGAGGUGUCCAAGUCCUGAAAAGACUUCACCUUCCCAAUCUUGAUCUUCUGACAUUCUGAGAUCCACAGCCCCACCCCCUGCCCAACCCCGACAGCUGGAACCUCUACUUUAAUCAUCUAUCAACAAACAACUGGAGGCACCUCUUCUCCCAGCCUCUGACUGAUUCCACAACCUGAGAUUCCCCUCACCUAUUCCCCCUUUCAGUUGAUAGUGGUGGAAGAAUAAACAGCGUCAAGUACCAA
Molecule: messenger RNA, 930 nt
Organism: Vombatus ursinus (common wombat)
Lineage: Eukaryota; Metazoa; Chordata; Mammalia; Diprotodontia; Vombatidae
Product: neutrophil gelatinase-associated lipocalin-like
Exons: 7
Coding region: 93-686 (197 amino acids)
Molecular function (GO): small molecule binding
Source: RefSeq, a predicted model, not a curated record